Messenger RNA from Pseudovirgaria hyperparasitica, 2075 nucleotides. RefSeq lists its product as uncharacterized. NCBI's taxonomy places the organism in Eukaryota, Fungi, Ascomycota, Dothideomycetes, Acrospermales, Acrospermaceae. The coding region runs from base 120 to 1925 and encodes 601 amino acids. The transcript has 2 exons. The record is from RefSeq and is a predicted model, not a curated record.
CGAGUCUGUCCGCUGGCCUGAAGGUUCCGCUUCACGCCUUGGACUCUUCUUCUUCUUCUUCUUCGUCGUCGGCGUCGUCGUCAGGCCCGUGAACGGCUUUUCUUUGCUCUGCAGCAGCCAUGUUUGCGUUUGGCUCUGGAAGUACUUCUCUAACCGCUGGGAAAUAUGACCCCACUCAGGAGCGCAAUCCACCCCCUCUGGCGACGCCUUUGACUCUACCAAACUUUGUCACACCAGAGGAACAAGUGUCGAGCUGGCAGGAUGGUAGACCACCUGCUCUGUCUGCCCUUCUUGCUGCGCUCCGGAAGCCGAGCGAUAUCUGCCUCGACCAUCUGGCUGCCUUCAACGUAAGGUUCAAUGCAGACACACCAUUCCAGAAUCUACUGUCGCAGCCCUCGUCAGACCCGGCGUUUUUCCCAGACUUGUCAUGGCUUUCCUUGGAAGAUCCAAAGGAAGACUCUACGGACGCGACGACUACAGCCGAAAAGCCGACGUUGAGCAACGGAAGACAGGUCCCUGGUGUCAAGGAGUUCCGGGUAAGACUGGAGGAAGUGCGACGUCCCAAUCAGGAAGCCUUCUCGGCCUUUACCCGGGCUGCAGCGGAGGGACAGAAGCCGCCUCGACUUGUGCAUCUUCGGCGAUUCUGGGAGGGACUGGACAACAUGGCAUACUACUGGGACACGUCUCUGGACGAAUACAUUCCCCUGAGUGAGAGUGCUACGGAAGAGCGGCAUGAAACACCGCCUAGCAGUCCAGCAGCAAAAGCCAAUACACCCCUCCCACCGGCGGAGGGCAGUGAGCCGCGCAAAAAGGCUAGAGUUGUGUCCCCGCCGGGAGCAGGACUGUCCUCGAUCCACCCCGCAUUCGACCAUCUGAUGACGCCCAAGUCGCAUCUACAGCCACGACGAUCGCCUCCACCGCCCGGACCCCAUUCUCCGUCGACCUCUCGACGAAGACUUGUUCGCAGACCGGGAGUGCCGGAGGGUAGCUACAAGGGCAACCGGAUCGGCAAUGGGAGUGGGAUGCCAGAGCAGUACCGUGCCGAGACGGUCAGAGCAUUCCUGGAGGCGAUUUGCUGGGCAUUCGGCAUCACGUUUGCGCCGCCGCGACGACAUGCUCACCUUCAAGUGGGAAAGGUGCGAUUCCCGGUCCGGAUGACGAACAUUGGAUGGCGGACACCACAGGACCGGAAACGGGCGCGACUGGGGCUGUUUGAAGGGCCGGUGAUUGGGAUGCAGUGUCGGCCAGAGAUUGAUUUUGGUGGCGGCAGCAGCAGCAGCAGUAGCAACGUGGAAGCGGAACAGGCACAACAGCUGGACGCGAUGAGGGAGUUUGGCGGACUGUUAUAUCUCGCACAGGAGCGGGCCAAGGAAGGCAAGGUGGAGAAGCGAGCGGGGUCGGGCAAGUGGUGGACGCGGGAGCCACGGUGGGGCGGCGGGACGGGCGGCGAGGUUGGCGAGGCGAGCGGGGCAAGCGACGAGAAAGCAGAGGGUGGGCUAGGGACAGGAGGUCGAGCAGUGGUAGGAGCAGGCAGCAGCAGCAGCAGCAGCAGCAGGAAGCGAGCGUCACCGGUGCAGACGUGGAAGGAAGUCAAGGCGGGCAUGAGCAUGUGGGACAGCAAAGUGCGAUACGAAGCAAUCGGCAAGCCGGGCGGCGGUAGAGAGGCGGGGUGGGACGAGGUGUACAUGGUGUCGUCGGUCAGGCACCAUGUGCGGAUCGUCAAGCUGCGGGUGCAUGCGGCGUACCUGGACUGGCUGCUUGAGGGUGGUGGUGGUGGCAGUAUUAGCAGUAGUGAUAGAUCCGCAUGGAACGCACCCCAGGUCGAGCGCACGCGCUGGUACGAUCUCUUUGCGGUAGAGGACCGGGUCGAGGCAAUGACGGCGCUCUGGGGCAUCAUGGGCUAUCUGAUGCGCGGGCAGGACUGACAUGAGCAUGGAGCAUGGAGCAUGGAGCAUGGAGAUGGCCACCACCACAAACGCACACACCGGUCAGAAUAGCUGGCCAUGAUGAUAUAAUCGAUAGAGGCGUAGACUGUUGUUGUUGUAGCAGAUUGGGGAGAAGAAGAAUGAGAAUGG